ACCUAGCAACCGUAAACAAGCUGCCAUAAGCAGAGUCGAAGCGCGAGAAAAAUGAUCGUUUUAAACAUUUAAACACAGCCAUUCGAUUGAUAAUAUAGCUUUUAUUUGUGCAUUAGCUUAAGACUUCAACUCCCAGUUUGUUUGUUUUUGUUUGAGUAGGAAUACAUUUUAUCGCCAGCGUGAAAAGAGGGAAGACAAACUACAAUGCUUACCCAAGGUGACCAAGCGAGUAUCGGCAAAGUCCUCAGCUUUCUCCGGGAGUGGGACCGUGGUGACAGGACGGUCCGCGGCCGACUGUUGAACACCUUCCUGAUCCAGAACACAGGAAAGACGUUCUAUGAGCUGGAGCUUGAGUUCGCUCAGGUUGCUAGUCUGUUCCUGGCUCGAGUGACCACCUGGAUGAGACUCACAUUCAUGUUUGGCACAUUUUUGGGAUUGCAGCUUAAAGCAAUAGGGGUUUUUCUUUCUGCAUCAAGCCAUGAUCAGUACCUUGUGGAGUUUGUAGAGGAUGGAGGUGUUCUCACUCUCCUGGAGAUCUUGAGCCACUCUAAAAGUAAAGAGGAGGAUAAGACAGCAGCCCUCUGUCUGCUGCUCACUGUUUCAAAUGCUGGUCGCAAGUACAAAGAGUUCAUCUGUGAAAGCAAUGGUGUGAAAGUCAUAGCAGAGUCCCUGGCUACAUCAAACACUGAUGACACGCAAGAGUCAGCUCGAGCCCUCCUGGAGUCCCUGUCCCAUGGAAACCCAAAAUAUCAAAACCAAAUCUACAAAGGUCUGAUUACGCUCAUGACUUGUUCCUCUCCAAAGGCACAGCAGCUGGUCCUGUGCACCUUACACAUUGUGCAGUCCAAAAUGAAAACAGCCCACCAUAACAUUGUAGAGCCUCUGUUACACAUGCUCAGGUCCCUGCACCUGGAAGUUCAAGAUGCAGCUAUAAAUCUUAUCCUGAUCCUGAAGCCUUAUGAUGUCAGGCCAGUGCUGCUCAGUGGACUGGUCGCCCUGCUGAGACCCAGUAAAGAAGAAGUAGAGCAGCAUCAGAAUACAGAGGAGUCUGAGAUAACCCAGAUGACAGGAUCUCUGCCUGUGUUUGUGCAACAAGCAGCUGCAGCUAAAACUAUGCGCCUGCUGGCUGAGGGAAGUCAGGAAGUUUCCAGCGAGCUUCUCUCUCUUGGUGUGAUCCAGCAUCUCCUUUUUGCUGUGGGCAACAGAGAGCACAUCGAUUCCCAGAUACAAGCCAGCUUGGCCUUACAGCAUUUUGUCCACUCAUACCCUGCGAUAGAGGAACAUGUACAGAGAGUCACUGGCAGUACACUGUUUGCAGCACUAAUGUACAAAGCUGAAACUUUGUACAUGAAUAUGGAUGAAACACAAGCAGAAAUUCUGCAAACUAACAACCUGCUCAUAACUGAAGGUUUUGAUGGUGACCAAUCCAAAGGCUGACAAGGGAAACAAUCCAUUAAAUUCGGGGUUUCCAAACUUUUCAGCCUGCGACCCCCAAAACAUUGGUGCCAAAGACUCGCGACCCCCCAGUGACCCUCAAAGUGAUUUAAUGUGGCUUCUUUUAGCUGGUCUGGAGAAAAUUAGUCUACCUAUAUGAGCAUGUGGCUGUGUUUCCUGUGUCGUUAUGAAUUUACCUACUGCUACUGAUGCUUUUGAUAAUUAACUGAUCACUAACUCUAAACUUAGGAGUCAUCUGACAAAAAGAAAGGCAGAAAACUCAUUACAUUUUCUAUUUUCAAGGGUUUAUUUUAAGUGUAGCUACUAUUUAGGCUGAUUUAUUUUACAAUAAUGGGUAAAAUGUACUAUUUUUAGAUUAAAAAAACAUUCUGGAAGACAUCUCACAACCCCCCAUUUGUGUCUCGCGACCCCCCUGGGGGUCCCGACCCACACUUUGGUAACCCCUGCAUUAAAUGAUGCAGACUUAAAGAAAUGUUGAAAAUAUGAUUUGGACUAAGAAAGCAGAUUUAUUCUUAAUUUCCUGUGGACUAUUUAAUUUAGCAUUUAUAAAAAAACUUGAUCAAUGGACUUUGAUUUUGUUAAAAAAUUGCAAUCUGUAAUCAUUAUUGCCAAACUGUACAUUUAUUUAUCAUAACAUUGCUUAUCAUGUUCUUAAUUCUGCGAUUUUUUAAUUUGUUUUGUUCGAAGAAGUACUGAAAUAAAAUGUAUAUUCAGUCCAGUGCAUCUGUAAUAGCCUUAUUAAUGUAACAUAAGCGCUACACAUGGUGUUUACACAAUCUCAAAUUUGACCCUCCCACCGGAGAUGACGUACU
This is a messenger RNA of Notolabrus celidotus (New Zealand spotty), 2267 nucleotides long. RefSeq names its product armadillo like helical domain containing 1 (gene armh1). The transcript has 11 exons. Bases 205 to 1437 code for a protein of 410 amino acids. The record is from RefSeq and is a predicted model, not a curated record. NCBI's taxonomy places the organism in Eukaryota, Metazoa, Chordata, Actinopteri, Labriformes, Labridae.